Molecule: messenger RNA, 378 nt
Organism: Guillardia theta CCMP2712
Lineage: Eukaryota; Cryptophyceae; Pyrenomonadales; Geminigeraceae
Exons: 3
Coding region: 1-378 (125 amino acids)
Molecular function (GO): protein binding
Source: RefSeq, a predicted model, not a curated record
AUGGACGGCAGCAGCAGCGGAGCAUGGCAGCUGCUUGCUCGCGCGCAAGUUCACCCUCAGCAGGCGCCUCGUGCGAUUGCGAUCCUCGAAGCUGCGAGGAGGCGGAGGAGCUCGCGAAUCGGCUCUUACCGCACAGAUAUCUUCCUUGGCGGCUGGGACGGGUCCCUGCAGUGCUGGAGGCUGGAGGAAGAAGGGGACGUAGUUUCUCUCUCCCCCCGCUUCGAGAUCCCGCACGCUCAUUCCUGCUCUAUCCAAGCGCUUGCAGCCAUCGAGGAGGACGACGAUCUUCUCACUCAGGACAGCCCCAACGAAGCAAGAGGAAUGCUUGUGUCUGCGGCAGGAGACGGGCUGAUCAAGGCCUGGGCGACCAGUAGAUAA